Molecule: messenger RNA, 1272 nt
Organism: Theileria annulata
Lineage: Eukaryota; Apicomplexa; Aconoidasida; Piroplasmida; Theileriidae
Exons: 1
Coding region: 1-1272 (423 amino acids)
Source: RefSeq, a predicted model, not a curated record
AUGAAAGAAAGGAAUUUGUUAAAAGAAUCUAGGUUGGAAUCUAACCUCAUUAAGGAUAAAUUGGGGCCAAGUAAGGAUUACCAGCAUGAUUCUAACACAAGUUGCAGUAGUGAUGGUGGAAGUUUUUCCAGCUUUAGUACAACCUAUACUUCAAAUCUCAACAACAGCAAUAGCUCGGGGGAUAUUUUAGGGAAUCGGUGUUCCAAAAGAAAAGGCUCAAAGAAUAAAAAUCCCAGUAAAUCGUCUACAAAGUUAGAUUACAUUUAUAAAGCCAUUAGUGAGCUCUAUGAAGAGGAAAUCGUUCCCAGCGUUCACGAGAUAAGACGCAAACUGAGCAAAAAUGAAGGACCUUGUAUGAACGGUCAGAAACUAUUAAAGCUUUGCUCCAGUGACGAAAAGUUCAAAAUCGUAAGGAUGAAAGAUCCUGGUCCUAAUUCCAGGGACAUUCCAAACGAAUGGGCGAUUUUGAUCAGAAGCAGACCAUUUAAGCACUUCAACAAAGUUGUCGACGAAAAUCUUGUUAGGGUUGCAUCGGAUUACCUAGCCUUCGUAUCAUCCUACCUUUAUUAUAUGUUAUCGGAGCCAAAUGAGAAUAAAAAACUCAACAAUAUGAAUUUUGACUGCAGAAUCAAGAAUGCUUAUGACAAAUUAACUGAGCUUGAGGUGACAAUCAUCCCAGUUGAAGACAUAUUUAAUAUUGGUGGCAGGUAUGUGUUUGCUGAGCACUUGAAGAAGAAUGGGCCGAAGGAGUUUAGGAAUUUAUCCUUGGGUACCAUUGUGAAUGUUGUUCAGAAACUGAACGAAAUGGGCUUGUUGGUCUAUAGGGGGAAUUGUCUUGUGCCUGUGGUAACCUCUAAGAUGGCUGCAAACAAAUUCAACAACGCCGUGAACAAAAUGAACCAAGAAGAACUGUCUAAGAUAAGAAGGGACUUGUUGAGCCUUUUUAACGUUGAGUCAAAAAUUCCUCUUAGUUCCCUACCGUUGUUAUACAGACGUGUACACGGUGUUGAGCUCAGGUAUCGUGAUUUGGGGUAUGAUAAGUUGUCGGAUUUUAUAAAAAACGAGGUUCCAAUGUGUAGAAUAACAAUUCAUUCUAACCAGUAUGUCGCAACCAUCUGUUCUGACGAAGAAGACGCUUCUACUCUUGACAAUUCAUCUAAUAAAUCCACAGAUGACAUCAAAAGCAAUUUCAGCCAUUUUUGCACAUCGCCAAAUUGCUUUAACACUCCCUUCACAACUGUGUUGUAUCCUCUUAAAAUCACUCGCUUUUAA